GGGCCCGCUUCUGUCCGACCCGUGCCAAGAUGGCGCCGCUGGACCUGGACAAAUACGUGGAGAUCGCGCGGCUCUGCAAGUACCUGCCCGAGAACGACCUCAAGCGCCUCUGUGACUAUGUCUGUGACCUGCUGCUGGAGGAGUCCAACGUCCAGCCCGUGUCUACGCCCGUCACCGUCUGCGGGGACAUCCACGGGCAGUUCUAUGACCUGUGCGAGCUGUUCCGGACCGGCGGGCAGGUCCCCGACACCAACUACAUCUUCAUGGGGGACUUUGUAGACCGGGGGUAUUACAGCCUCGAGACGUUCACGUACCUCCUUGCACUAAAAGCCAAGUGGCCUGACCGUAUCACGCUGCUGCGAGGCAACCACGAGAGCAGGCAGAUCACCCAGGUGUACGGGUUCUACGACGAGUGCCAAACCAAAUACGGGAACGCGAACGCCUGGAGAUACUGCACCAAAGUCUUUGACAUGCUCACAAUAGCAGCUUUAAUAGACGAGCAGAUCCUGUGUGUGCACGGGGGCCUCUCCCCAGACAUCAAGACCCUGGACCAGAUCCGGACCAUUGAGCGCAACCAGGAGAUCCCUCACAAAGGCGCCUUCUGCGACCUGGUGUGGUCAGACCCCGAGGACGUGGACACGUGGGCCAUCAGCCCCCGUGGGGCGGGCUGGCUCUUCGGGGCCAAGGUCACCAACGAGUUUGUUCACAUCAACAACCUGAAGCUGAUCUGCAGAGCGCACCAGCUCGUCCACGAAGGAUACAAAUUCAUGUUUGAUGAGAAGUUGGUAACGGUAUGGUCAGCUCCCAACUACUGCUACCGCUGCGGGAACAUCGCGUCCAUCAUGGUCUUUAAAGAUGUAAAUACAAGAGAACCAAAGCUAUUCCGCGCAGUUCCAGACUCAGAGCGUGUCAUUCCUCCCAGGACAACCACGCCGUACUUCCUCUGAGCCCCGCCCGCCUGCUGUCACCUCUCCCUGUCCUGCCCCUUUACAAUAUACUUUUUAUUGAGCACUUUGCUGCUGAAAUGCUGCCUCUUGCCUUUUUUAUUUUUAAAUUAUCUAAAUUUAUUGUGUAUUAUGGUGUCUGUAGCAAGUUUUUUUCCCCUGCCCAUAGAUUAAUUUCAGAGUAUUUGUAAUAUGUCCUUGAGAUUUGUACUACUGCAUGUAGUCCUCGCCUAGUCCUGGGUUAGAUGAACCAAUUCCUUUAACUACCACGCUCCGGGAGCCGCUCGGGCCGCUCUCUUGUUCAGCUUUUUGUUUUUGGUAAGUUUUAAGAAAUUUCAGCAGCAAAGUCAGUGCCCGGUGCGCGGCGGGGCCGGGGCUGCCCGUGCUGCCCGAGCCAGCCUUUUCCGAGUGUUCGGUGGAUCCCAGUGAAGCGGUCCAAGGGCUGUUCC
Camarhynchus parvulus is the source of this 1393-nucleotide messenger RNA. RefSeq names its product protein phosphatase 6 catalytic subunit (gene PPP6C). Gene Ontology annotation, biological process: peptidyl-serine dephosphorylation; G1/S transition of mitotic cell cycle. Bases 30 to 947 code for a protein of 305 amino acids. The record is from RefSeq and is a predicted model, not a curated record. NCBI's taxonomy places the organism in Eukaryota, Metazoa, Chordata, Aves, Passeriformes, Thraupidae. Gene Ontology annotation, molecular function: protein serine/threonine phosphatase activity. The transcript is spliced from 7 exons. Gene Ontology annotation, cellular component: cytoplasm.